CAUGGUUCAAUCAAAUAUGGUGAAUAGUAAUCUUUAAUAGCCAACUGCUAGUAAGAUUAAUGAGUACAAAUAGUAUAAAGAAAAGAAUAAAUAAGAUGUAAGAGUUAUUUAAAUAAUAAAUAGAUGACAACUAGUGUUUUAAGUUUGAAUGGAUUUUACAAAGAGUAAAUGGAAGGAUACAAUUUUGAUUAUACAAAAUCUGAUCAUCCUACAGUAGCCUUAUUUCAUUUUGCAAUUAAAGGAUUUGCCCUUGUUGUUUAUUUAUUUGGAGGACUAUUUAUAAGAGAAGCGUAAACAAAAAUAUAGAUAUAAUAGUUGGACUCUUCCUGAAAUAGUGAUUGUAAUUGGAGCUGUAGAUUUUUGGGUAACAAAGAACAUCACUGGUAGAUUAUUAGUAGGAUUGAGAUGGUGGGAAGAAAUAGAUGAGGCAUCAGGAGAAUAACUAUGGGUGUUUGAAACAAGAGUGAAUGAGAAUUAGGUAAGUUAAGUGAAUUCAUUUAUUUUUUGGGCUACAUUGGUACUUACUAUAUUAGCAUGGGGAUUUUUAGCAGUAGUAAAUGUAAUUGGUUUUCAUAUUCUAAAUGUAUAUAUUAUUAUUAAUUUAGUUAACUGGCAUUUCAUUUUAAUUGACUAUCCAAAUAAUUAAUUUUUAUUUCUAUUUCUAAUGUUCAAGAGGUAUUAUAAAUAUUUAUAAUUUUUAGUUGCUAAAACAAGAGCAAAGCAGCUAGCAAAAGUAUUAGGAGCAGAAAUCUUAAAUAAGAUGAUGAAUCAAUCUGUGAUUUGGCCAAUGAGAGUACCAAAAUAAAAGGGGUUGUGA
Molecule: messenger RNA, 817 nt
Organism: Paramecium pentaurelia
Lineage: Eukaryota; Ciliophora; Oligohymenophorea; Peniculida; Parameciidae
Source: the annotation of a GenBank genome assembly